GCACAGGGUUAUAACGACCACGAGCCACAAAUCAAGCCCUCCAAAAUAACCCAAAUGAGCUCUUACUUUGUAAACUCGUUCUCAGGGCGCUACCCAAAUGGCCCCGACUAUCAGUUACUAAAUUAUGGGACCAGCAGUUCCAUGAACGGUUCUUACAGAGAUUCAAGCACCAUGCAUUCCAGCUCUUAUGGCUACAACUACAAUGGGAUGGACCUUAGCAUCAACCGCUCAGCCUCCUCCAGCCACUUUGGGGCUGUGGGGGAGAGCUCCCGCGGUUUCCCUUCUCCAGCUCAGGAGAGCAGGUUUAGACAGGCGUCUAGCUGCUCCUUAUCUUCUCCCGACUCCCUUCCCUGCUCCAACAGCGAGAGCCAUGGAGGCAAACCCGCCCCGUCCCCCUCCGACCAAGCUCCUUCUGCCAGCACCACCAACACAAAUUUCACAGAACUAGACGAGACCAGCGCGUCCUCGGGAGCCGACGAGGGCACUCCAAUAAGCAGCAGCAUCCCCCGAGCACAGGCAGAGCCCAUCGCGACCUCCACCGCAGCAACAGAAGGGCAGGCACCUCAGAUAUUCCCUUGGAUGAGGAAACUUCACAUUAGCCAUGACAUGACUGGACCAGACGGGAAGAGGGCGAGGACAGCGUACACUCGCUACCAGACCCUGGAGUUGGAAAAGGAAUUCCACUUCAAUAGAUAUCUCACCCGCAGGAGGAGAAUAGAGAUCGCUCACGCUCUCUGCCUCUCCGAGCGCCAGAUCAAAAUCUGGUUCCAGAACAGGAGGAUGAAAUGGAAGAAGGAUAAUAAACUGAAAAGCAUGAGCUUAGCCUCGGCGGGCAGCGCCUUUCAGCCAUAAAGUCUAGAGGAGGAAUAUAUCGAGGGAAGAAGAGGAGGCGAGAAAGAAAUCCGUAAAUAAAUAAAUAAAGCGCAGAUCUUAGUUUCCGAGUACUGUACAGUGAGGCACCUUCCUUUCGGCAUGUUGUUGAUAUUCUAAACCAACGCGUAUGGUACCGUUAUCCCAGGACUGAGUCCAUGUCGUGUUCUGUUUGUUAUUAAAUUUGGGGGUUUGAAUCUUUUCUUUUUUUAUAUAAUUAAAUUUUAUUUCCAGAUGCUCCUCAUGCUCUUGUUCUUCUAAAUGUCUGUGUCCGUGCUCUCUUGAUGCUUUCUGGAAAGCUAGCAUGUUUUAUGUGAGCCCUUUAAAUGUUAUAACUUAUUUAUAAAUCGAGAACAGAUACGGUUGUUUAUUUGUUCGGUUUCUUUUCUUCAUGCCCCCCCACCCCCCUUUCCUGAGUUUACUGCUUUUGGGUGAGUUGUUCUCUGCCUAAGCUAAAAAAGGGGGUUCCUGCACUACAGUGGCAGAAAAAAAAAAUAAGCUAAAAAAAACCCAAACAAAAAUGUUUAAAAAAAAGGAGAAAAAGAGGAAAAAAA
Melopsittacus undulatus (budgerigar) is the source of this 1424-nucleotide messenger RNA. RefSeq names its product homeobox B5 (gene HOXB5). Bases 55 to 852 code for a protein of 265 amino acids. Gene Ontology annotation, biological process: regulation of transcription by RNA polymerase II; anterior/posterior pattern specification. Gene Ontology annotation, cellular component: nucleus. The record is from RefSeq and is a predicted model, not a curated record. Lineage: Eukaryota; Metazoa; Chordata; Aves; Psittaciformes; Psittaculidae. Gene Ontology annotation, molecular function: DNA-binding transcription factor activity, RNA polymerase II-specific; RNA polymerase II cis-regulatory region sequence-specific DNA binding. The transcript has 2 exons.